This is a messenger RNA of Emiliania huxleyi CCMP1516, 1943 nucleotides long. RefSeq lists its product as hypothetical. The coding region runs from base 258 to 1847 and encodes 529 amino acids. The record is from RefSeq and is a predicted model, not a curated record. Lineage: Eukaryota; Haptophyta; Isochrysidales; Noelaerhabdaceae. The transcript has 13 exons.
CUGCAAGUCCUCUCGCGGCUCGGCGUCGGAGGAGCGUGCUCGCUGGCUGCAGUCUGCUCUUCACUCGCCGCCAUCGUCGGCACGCCGGGCGUGUGGGAGGAGAAGCGCGCGAACGUCUUCGGCGGCGGCGCCGAGAAGAGGGGCGGCGAGGAGAGGGGCGGCGAGGGCGGCGAGGCGGCGGCGAGGCGCGAGUGUUGCGUGAGCGAGGCCUCUCUCCACGGCUGGGCUCGCUCGGCCUGUCGACGCACCGCGGCAAGAUGGUGCGGCUCUGGGAGGCGAAGAGCGGCCGCCGCCUCGGCGCGAUGGCGCUCAAGGAGCAGCCAUUCGGCUGCGACGUCGGGGUCGUCGGCGUGCGCAAGGGCGCGUGCGACGUGGCUGGUUGUCGGACGGUCGCUGCCGUCGGCGACGUCGACGGCCGGCUGUACCUGCUCGAUCUGGAGGAGCCGCUCGAGAGCCGGACACAGCGCGGCCCCUUCUCUCCGCGGGGAGGCGACCCCGCCGGCGGACUGGAGCCGAGGGAGGUGAUGUGCAGCGUGGUGCUGCUGCAGGGGACAGGCAGGGCGGGGGCACGGCGCGGGGGCGGGGGCGGGGGCGGAGGCGGAGGCGGCGCCGCCGGUGAUGCGGUGGCGGCGGAGGAUGCGGAGGCGGCGGAUGAGGCGGAGGAGGGGGGCGGGGAGGACGAUGGCGACGGCGAGCGAGAGGGAGGAGGAGGCCGCUACACGCCGCUCGCGGAGCCUGUGGUCAUCGCGAGUGCGUAUCGAGACGGCCUGAUCACGGUGAGCAGCGCGAGCCUCGAUGGCUGGCGCUCCGCCGACGCACCGCCCGGCGCGCGGACAGCGCAUGAGAGCUGGCGCGGCGCUCUCUCGUUCGACGUGGCGGAGGGCGCGCUCAGUUUCGGCGGGCGAGACGAGCUGCCGGAGCAGGGCGGUUUGGGCCGCCUCUGGCAGUCGGGGCGGCUGCCUCUAGUCUCGCUCGCGGAUGGAGGCGUGCAGCGCGGGGCGAGCGCGCUGUACGCGGGCUGGAACUUGCUGGGCGUCGCCAUCGACGUGGAGACGGGGCAGCAGCGGUGGGCGUCGAGCCCUACCGCCGAGAGCGCCGAACUCGACGUGUUUGCUGUCGGCGAGACCGGCGAGGAGCCGCCGCCGUGUGUCGCCGGCGCUCGUCUCGCGUGCUACUCGCCAGGGUGGGGCUUGCUCGCGCUCGCAUGCCGGCGCACAGCGGCUCUGCGGGAGCCGCGCUGCGGGCGGACGGUGGCACUGUGGGACCCUCGCUGCUCGUCGCCCGGGCCCGUCGCGUCCGCAACGGCGCCAGCGGACGGGGCUGGCCACGCCCCGUUUCUUGCGCCGGACGGCGGCCGCGCAUUUCGCCGCCAGCCAUGCGGCUGCGUCCACAUCGACGCCGGCGUCGACGGCCACUGGAGCGGCCACCUCCUUCAUCUGCCCCCCGGCCCAGACGAGGCCAUCCAUCUGUACGACAUCCGCCGGCUCGGCCGUCCGGCCGCGGAGCGGCGCGAGCGGCGGCGGUCGCCGCUACCUCUGGUGGCGAGCAUCUCCGUCGCGCGCCGACACGCCGGAGCUUGCUUCGCCGCGGGCGCGGACGGCCUCGUCGCGGCGGCGGCCGCCGGGCACGACAAGAAGGCGGGUGCGAGUGUGCGGUGGGCGACGGCGCGGCUGCAUCUCAGGCGCCGCACGGAGGCUGGCGGCGGCGACGAGGCGGCGGAGGAGGCGGCGGCGAGGGCGGCGAAGGCGAAGGCGAAGGAGGAGGCGGCGAAGAAGAAGAAGAAGCGGGUCGUCACCAAGGGCGGCGGCAUGAAGAUGAAGCAGGGAAGCUCGGGUCGGACGGGCUAAGUCUCGUCGACACCUCCCAACCCUAGUCCCAACCGCGCCAACGCUUUUAGAGCGAGUGCCGCCCUCUUUGAUUUUACAAAAAAACGCAGUUCACCA